UUCAUUUAGAUUGAGAAAGUGAAUAAGUAACUAAAGAGGAGAAAAUUGAUGGAGAAUUCCUUUUGUUCAGAAUAUUGGCCUGAAACUGCUGAUCUCAAUCAAGAUUCACUUUUUUUACUCCCACAGGUUCAAAAUUACCCUUGUUAUUUCCCUCAAUCCUUCCAAGAGAGAACAGAAAGUGCUUCUAGGAGCCACAGUGAAGCAGAAAAAAGGCGCAGAGAUAGAAUUAAUGCUCAGCUUUCUACUCUCAGAAAACUCAUUCCUACUUCUGAAAAGAUGGAUAAGGCAGCUCUUUUAGGAAGUGUAGUUGAUCAUGUUAAGGAUCUGAAAGGAAAAACAGCAGAAAUCAGCAAAGUGUUGAACACUCCAACUGACAUUGACGAAGUAACAAUUGAGCAUUUAAAUGAGGAAGAAGAAAACAAAGGGUGCACGAGCAAGAGGAAGGAUAGUGUGAUUCUUAAGGCUUCUUUUUGUUGCGAUGAUCGGCCUGAAUUAUUCUCAGAGCUACAGAGGGCGAUUAAGAAUCUAAAAUUAACAGUGAUGGAGGCUGAUAUAACUAGUUUGGGUGGGAGAAUUAAGGGUGUUUUUAUGCUUUGUCCAAAUGAGAAUUGUGCAAAUGAUGUAUGCAUGAAUUCUCUCAAACGCUCUCUCAGAGUUGUCCUCUGUAGAAUUGCUAUAUCCCCUUCUACAUCCAAUUUCAGAAUUAAAAGCAAGAGGCAGAGGUUCUUCUUGCCUGCUCAGUUUUCUUAAUUUCCUCUUCUUGUAAAAUAAUCACCCCAAUUAUUCAUGGAAUUUCACGGAAGACAAUAUAAUUUAGGG
Messenger RNA from Solanum dulcamara, 819 nucleotides. RefSeq names its product transcription factor bHLH51-like. Lineage: Eukaryota; Viridiplantae; Streptophyta; Magnoliopsida; Solanales; Solanaceae. Gene Ontology annotation, molecular function: protein dimerization activity; DNA-binding transcription factor activity. Gene Ontology annotation, biological process: regulation of DNA-templated transcription. The record is from RefSeq and is a predicted model, not a curated record. The transcript is spliced from 2 exons. Bases 49 to 750 code for a protein of 233 amino acids.